Messenger RNA from Mycosarcoma maydis (corn smut), 1491 nucleotides. RefSeq lists its product as uncharacterized. Gene Ontology annotation, cellular component: plasma membrane. Bases 1 to 1491 code for a protein of 496 amino acids. Gene Ontology annotation, biological process: nickel cation transmembrane transport. Gene Ontology annotation, molecular function: nickel cation transmembrane transporter activity. The transcript has a single exon. The record is from RefSeq and is a predicted model, not a curated record. NCBI's taxonomy places the organism in Eukaryota, Fungi, Basidiomycota, Ustilaginomycetes, Ustilaginales.
AUGUGGCGAUGGCGGCCAAGCAAGCGGCCCACGCUGCUGCUUAGAUGCAUUCUACUCAUCGCAGCUGAGAUCGCUGUCAAUGCGUUGCUCUGGGUAGUGGCUGCCAUCGUGUUUCGCCAUCGCACUCGAUUCUUGACCCUCUCGCUGCUGGCAUGGACACUCGGCCUUCGUCAUGCACUCGACGCGGAUCACAUCUCUGUCAUCGACAACGCCACUCGUCGUAUCGUCUCUCUCAGCUAUUCUACCGGAAGUCCGGAAGCUAGGACGGUGAGACCACGCAGACCGGUGACAUGCGGUCUUUGGUUCUCGCUAGGCCAUUCGACCAUCGUCAUUGCCGUCAUCUGUGCCAUCGCUAUCAGUCUUGGCAUUGUUGAUCGUCUCGGCAAGAUCAGCUCAGUAGGCGGCAUUGUCGGUGCUGCCGUUUCUGGUUCCACGCUAUUUCUGUUUGCCAUUAUCAACUCGAUAUUGCUCUUUCAAAGCAUCAAAGCCACUCGCAGGUAUCGAGCUCAGUCUCGCGAGCAGCACGAAGCUCGUCAGGUACAGGAUCUUGACAAAACCGUGUCUGACACCGAAGCUGCCAACAAGCAAGCUGAUCAGCCGGAUCAAGUCCAAGACCAUCGAUUCAAGGGCAUCUUUACACGACUCGCGUAUCCACUCUUCCGACUCGUCGACCGUCCGUACAAGUUGUAUCCAGUCGGUAUUCUCUUUGGACUUGGAUUCGAUACAGCUUCGUCCAUUGCCCUUCUCGGCAUUGCAGGUGCAACCAACACGCAGGUGCAAGACACCUCGCUCGAGUCGGACCAGGCCAUCUUGCCUGACAACGCCACCACUCGUUCCGAUGCCACUAUUAUCCUGCUCGCUCUCCUCUUCACCGCCGGAAUGACUCUGGUCGACAGUCUCGACUCGGUGCUCAUGAUCAAUGCCUACGCCCCUGGUGAGCUCCUUGCACCUGCGAACAAAGCCGCCGACGGCAGCACUGCAACGAGGUUCGCUUGGCUUGGGCGGCUGCGCUUCUUGGAGGAUGCUUCAGCGCCUGUUUCAAAGCACCGCUCGCUGCAAGACUCGAGCCUACCUUCGGCUGCAGACGAGCAAGACAACAAGAUUGAUACGCCCGGCUAUGGCAAGCAGGACAGUGAUGAUGCAGGCGAUGCUGGUUUGAAUGCCGAUCUGGCUCACUCGGAUCGCGGUACCUCUUCCACGUUGUCCCAUCUCCUCACUCUGCUCUCGAUCUUGCUGGCAUUCGCCAUUUCCAUCAUCACGCUCAUGGGACUCAUCGGCGAGAACUGUGAUCGAUGCGCACGCGCAGCAGCAAAGCAGGACGAGACCCACGACGGCGGCCUUGAAGGCCGAUGGUGGCUCUUCUGGCAGCAGGCCAACGACGCCUCGGGUAUCAUUGGCGCUUGCAUUGUCGGAGGUUUUGCUGCUAUCUUGAUCGCUUGGUAUGCUGGUAAAGCGAUCCUCAGACGGUAUCGUUGCACUCGCACCGCAUAG